Messenger RNA from Chelonus insularis, 2222 nucleotides. RefSeq names its product alanine aminotransferase 1. Gene Ontology annotation, molecular function: L-alanine:2-oxoglutarate transaminase activity; pyridoxal phosphate binding. The transcript is spliced from 4 exons. The record is from RefSeq and is a predicted model, not a curated record. NCBI's taxonomy places the organism in Eukaryota, Metazoa, Arthropoda, Insecta, Hymenoptera, Braconidae. Bases 345 to 1973 code for a protein of 542 amino acids. Gene Ontology annotation, biological process: biosynthetic process.
AACGACUUCAAUCUAAGAUGUGUCAUCUGACAGCAUAAUUGUGUCAAGAUUUGACCCUGUUAUUCUUAAUAAAUAUUAUCAAACUAAGUCUGAGGGCUCGCAGUAGCAUUCUAGCUCUGACUAGCUGAUAUUAUUACGUCUCUAAUUUUUAUAAUUUAACACCUAGUGCUAAAGUACGUCAUGUGCUGUAUUUAAAUAAAUUAAAUUGUUAAGUAGCACAAACGUGUUUAAGAUUCUUAUCAGUGCUGUGUUAAUAAGGAUUACGCAGUCUUCAUUUGAUCUUUGAUUGUUUAUCCUGUAGAAGUAUCUAGUUGUCUCUAACGCUAGUGUCGAUAACAUAAAUAAUGCCGCACGGGCGCACGUUGAGAAGUGUAGCUAUGAUUGGGGGGUGGCCGGCAGGGCGGCCAUGGGAGUACGGGGGGAGACCUUACCCAGAGCCGACAAGUGCUAGUCAGACAAACAUAAGUGUAGUUCCGUUAAGACAGCCGGUCGCAUAUAUUUCAUCAACUUCGUACCUCAGUACGAUGGCGAAAAUAAGUGAAAAAACACUUACAAUCGACAAUGUAUUUUCGAAUCUACGUCGAAUGGAGUAUGCUGUGCGUGGUCCACUUCUUUUACGUGCUCUUGAGAUAGAAAAAGAGCUGAAAAAGGGUGUAAAGAAGCCAUUUAAACAAGUAAUAAAAGCAAACAUUGGAGAUGCUCAUGCAAUGGGUCAAAGACCAAUUACAUUUUUGCGGCAGCUGUUGCUACUUACUGUAUCGCCAGAGCUAAUGAAUGAUCCUAGAUAUCCGGAAGAUGUCAAAAAACGUGCUCGUGAUAUUCUAGACGGAUGUAAAGGAGGCAGCGUGGGAUCAUAUUCAGAAUCUCCAGGAAUUGAAAUAAUUCGAAAACAUGUUGCAGAAUAUAUAGAAAGGCGUGAUGGUUUCCCGUCAAAUUAUGAGAAUAUUAUUCUAUCUAAUGGUGCUUCAGACGGAAUCAAAUCUUUCUUAAAAUUAUUCAACGAAUCAAUAAAUGGUUUGCCAUCUGGUGUUAUGAUUCCUAUUCCGCAGUAUCCAUUAUACUCAGCAGCGUUAGCAGAGUUUGGCUUAUCUCAAAUUGGAUAUUAUCUUGAUGAAGAUAAUAAGUGGGGAUUAGAUAUCGAAGAAUUAGAAAGAGCUUAUAAAGAAUCAAAAAAAACAUGCAACCCACGUGUUCUAGUUGUUAUAAAUCCGGGCAAUCCCACUGGCCAAGUUCUCACUCGAACUAACAUCGAAAAUAUCAUACGCUUCGCUCAUAAAAAUCGAUUGUUUAUUUUAGCUGACGAGGUAUAUCAAGACAAUGUGUACGAUCCUGAUAGCGCAUUUCACUCUUUCAAGAAAGUCAUGAUGGAGAUGGGAGAACCCUAUUCUAAAAUGGAACUUGCGUCAUUUAUGUCCAUAUCGAAAGGAUAUAUGGGAGAGUGCGGAAUUCGAUGUGGUUAUGGAGAAUAUUUUAACAUGGAUCCUGAAGUUAUGGCUGUAUUAUCAAAGUCGAUAUCAGCAAUGUUAUGUCCAACCGUACUAGGUCAAGUAGCUAUGGAUGUUGUAGUUAAUCCUCCGAAACCUGGUGAACCUUCUCACGAACAAUUCAUCAAAGAAAAGACUGCUGUUCUUCAAUCUUUAGCAGAAAGAUCUCGUUUAGUAGUUGACACUCUUAACAGCAUUCCAGGAUUCAAGAGUAAUCCAGCAAUGGGGGCCAUGUAUGUUUUUCCCCGCAUUGACCUUCCGCCUAAAGCAAUUGAAGCCGCAAAAGCUGCAGGGCAGGCACCUGACGUAUUUUAUGCAUUUAAACUUCUUGAAGCUACAGGCAUUUGCGUUAUUGCUGGUAGUGGUUUCGGUCAAAAGCCAGGCACUUAUCACAUUCGUACUACCAUUCUACCACAAAAAGAAAUGAUUAAAACUAUGUUAAAUAGUCUCAAAGAAUUUCAUCUGAAGUUUUUACAAGAGUAUAGUUAGUCAUUUUGAACUGUGAUUCAAGAUUAAUUUUUUAAUUUUCAAUUAAUGUCAUAUUAUUUUUUUAUAGAUGAACUAUAAAUAUCUUUUACCAAUUAUAACUAACUGAGUUUAUUUGUAAAUAAUUAUCACUAAAAAUUGCCUGUACUAUAUUAUCUUAAAAGAAAUUUCAACAAAUGUUUACAUUGUUAUUUAUUAUAUCAAAUAAAUUACAAUAAUGUUAGCUGUGAUAAUUCAUUAAAUAUUGUCUAU